Macrobrachium nipponense is the source of this 3448-nucleotide messenger RNA. RefSeq lists its product as uncharacterized. The record is from RefSeq and is a predicted model, not a curated record. The transcript has 5 exons. The coding region runs from base 1 to 1275 and encodes 424 amino acids. NCBI's taxonomy places the organism in Eukaryota, Metazoa, Arthropoda, Malacostraca, Decapoda, Palaemonidae.
AUGUUGACCGAAACAGUGAAAUGGCGGUGGUCGAAAUGGGUGCUUCUAUGGAUGACUUUCCAGUACCUGUCAUUUGCUCAAGCGAAUGACGGUGGUGACGACAUUCCCCUCGUCGCUCAACACAGUAGGCGUGGUGGCACUGUCCGAGAGACCGAAGGUGGCGCUGAGGGUGGACCUGAUGGUCAUCUCCGAGUCGACGUACGACAUCGGGGUCCAAGGCUGGAUACGUCAACGUCAGGAACAAGUCUGCUCUCGCCCAUCCACUCCCAGCACAAGCUCACCGUUCAGCAUAUUGUGGAUGACGCUACGGUGCAUAUCCUCAAGGUCCUACUCGAUGGCGCGGAGGUGGAAUUCGUCCAGAGCCAAAAUUAUGACUGGACAGACUUCUACCAGUUUCAUCACAUCGCCCUCAGCCUCAGGGGCACGGCAGACAUCAGCCCAUGCGAGCACCCCACCACCCAUCACCCACACCUCCGCCCAACCCCCCCCUCAACGCCAGCUCCAGCGCCCCCUCCAUCGACUACGCGAGGCACAAGAGAACCGCCCACUUUCUUCCCAUACGGACCCCCGGAAGACGGAAAAACCACAGUGUGGCACUUUGAAGAGCAAACGACAACGCCACCGUCAGGAGAAACUCCUGACGAAGAUGAUGACGUCAUUUACCUGAGUGAGCCCUACGACCCGACGGAGGAGCCCGCCUACACAGACUUGUCUCGUAACGAGACGUACGACGACGGCGAAAGUGAUUCAGAUGUCAAGGAAUCGGACGACGCCAACGACGACGACGAGCCCUGGUGGAGGAGGUUCGUGUACAUCCUGGGCGACUACAAGCGCAUCCCUCUCCUGCUGAUCUUCCUCAUCGUCUUCUGCGUCGGUGCCGGGAUGGGGUCGGUGGCCACCAUCAUCUGCGAGCAGUACUGCUGCUGCAGGGACGACCACAGCAACAAGAGCUCCGACUACGACGGCGACGAAUUCCGCCACUUCAGCCGGCAGGACUUCAUGAGGCCGGCGGCCAACGCCACCUUCGUCGGAACGGUGGACAGUUCCGGGAGGGUGGCGAAGGAGAACAUCAGCCACCCUCUUCCCGCCAGCGGGUCGAGAAGCCCCGGUUCGGAGACCUACCACACCCCUUACCAACAACAGCAAAGAGAACGUUACCUCAGCAACAGCACGGACGAAACGCUCCCUCUGAACAUGCCGCUUCCCCAAGACAACCAGAGGGUCAAGAAUGGAAACUACAGCCAGUUCAACAAGUACCAAGAUACGUACCAGUGAGGAGGUCUGUGCUGUUCGCCAAAGGUGUUUGGAUCCGAUCUGUUUUUGAACAGCGGAAGUCUCCUGGCACUGGCAGGAUGUCCCAGGAUAUCCCUCGCAGUGCCACACAGGAGCUCGGCAAAUCCCACGUUCGCUGGGACUGUUAUAGUGUGAUGAGGAUAACGAUUAAGCAAUAAGGGAUGAACGUUCACCCAGCAUGACAGUGUUGCUAAUAUGAACGUUAAGUGAUAAGAUCAUUCAAAUACCGACAAAUCAUCGCAAAUGACUGCAAAGGCAUUCAUAUGCUGUCUUCCAGUGGACAUAACAAAUAAAUUGUGAUUUUUGAGCAAUUUUUUAUAAUAUUCUAUCCUUUAUGGCUCUGUUAACCCCUUUCGUGUCCAAUACGGAAUGGCGAAAUGGCAAUGGUUUAUAUUUAGCGAAUCAAAUCUAAAUUGACUAGAAAUGAAGAGGCAAAGCAACGGCCUUCAAUGUGAAGUCAGAUAACAUUACUUUUUUUUUUAGUUAUAACUAGAAAUCAGACUUUUGAAGAAUUUCUCAAGUCGCCAUAAGAUGUUAUCGAAAACGGCUAAACAAAUUAAUAUAAUGACUGACUGCCUUUACAUGAGUCCUGAACAUACGAUCAACUGUAAUGCUUCCUUACUAUAAGUAUAAACGCUGUUUAUCACGUGAACAGCUUUUCCUGAGAACUAUACAGUUCCUGAACAUUUUCCGGUUUCAAUCUAAUGAUCUGUACAUAGUGUAAUCAGCACCUGUCACUUCCUUCCUUUUGUGUUUAGACAGAACCUAAAAGACUUUUCAUUUCCUAGAAUAUUUCAAAAUACCCUCACGCAGGAGCGUCCAAGUUCUGAAUCUCUCAGAAUGCGUCUUUGUUUGUGCAAACACGUGCAAAUGCAGGACAAUAUGGCAGAAGUGAGUCAAGUAUUACUCGUACGUGCCCACGACCCAAACUUUUCGUAUAGACUGAUGUCGAGCGUCACUUGGGCAACGUAUUGUCCUCAGUUUACGAUUUGGACAUCCGUUUCCUGGUCCACAAGCUUCUUCCUAAUGAAAUUUCAUUCUUCAGUGUUCUUCAGUGUACAGUUGCUAGUUAAUGAUACGCCUGUCUUGUCAUUCACUGUCUAUUUUGGUUUAAUGUGUUAUCCUUCAAUAACUUCAUAAUAACUUUUCCCAUCUUAGAUCUCAAUGUUCAAAAUGUUUCAUUUGGUCACUAUGGACUCUGUUUAUGAAUUUCAUUUCAUGCUGACAGACACAAAGAAAAAUGAAAAAGUGUCAUGGUGUCAUAACUGAAGAACUCUUGUAUGUUGUGAUUAUAGUUAACGCAUCCAAAUACCCGUUCGCUUCCACGAAUGAUAAUAAACAAAACAAUAAAAAUGAAAACAAUCCCGACGUCCUUUGAACGAUAACUGCUUUUGCAUGUUGACAAAUUAAAUAAAAAAAAUAAGACAAGGUAAAGUGAAAUUAAAACUUUGAAUUAUCAUUCACAAAUAAUUAUCAUCGCAAAAGAGUGCAUUCAUUGUUAAAAAAACAUCCCCACAGUAUAUUCAUAUAAAGGAAUAUAACUUUAUCCAGUCGAGUAUUACCUUGUUAUUAAUUAUUGUGAAAGGUACUUAACACUAAAUCCAAAUAUGUGUAGUUGAACACAGCGUGAUCCGACCUCCAGCUUACUCGGGGCACGUGCUAAAAUCUACAGUCAAAUAGUGUAUUGUUUCAUCAACGACAAUUAAAAUAAAUACGCUAUAUAUUAUCAGAAAUAAUUGUUCUGUACUGUUUAACAUGCACAUUAUUUAUUUUUUACAUUUUCAUUAUAAUCAAUAAAUCAUAAAUAUCUUAUUUAACUCAAAGCAAAACACCUUUUUCAGACAUUUUAGGCUUUCCAUAGGGCUUUCCCAUCCCCCAACAACAACAAAGUAGGUUGUAGGCUUACUCCCCAAGUAAGCGAAGCCCACAAGAAGAGGCAAGUUUUGAAAAUUAAAUCUACACAGCUACGACUAUGUACAUAUUCCCUGUAAAUGAAUAACUUUAACCAUGUAUGUAGGUUUUUUUUUUCCACCAUUAAAAUGAAUGUUGUAUACCAGUCACUUUAAACAGUGUACUUUUAGAUGUCAAUUUCUUAUUUUAUGUCCUGUAUUUCAGUGUUAUUCUGUAUAAUAAUAAAAUAAGGAUCGCCCGAGAA